CAUCAAAAGACGGCAUCCAGGUUGCAGUAGGAAACAAGCUGACAGAGAAACAACGGGAAUGCUGAAAAUGACAUCAAGACAAACUUUUUCCUGUGUGUUUUGUAGCACGUAGCAGCUGUCUGACAUUGCACUUAAAGGUGAUAUGUGAGAAGAAGCGUCCAUCAUGCAGCUGAAUGAGACUGAAGUUCAAACACUGGCUCCAGAGCCAUGUGAACAAAUGCUAAAGGAGGACAACACUGGAAACGGCAACGGGGGUUCCACCAGCAACCUGUCACUACACUGCUGGCUGCAGCUCCUCACAAGGGAAUCUAUCAUGGAAUUUCAAGGAGACAGUUCCAGUGUAGUGGUGCGUGUGAUGAUAGCGUGUGUGUACUCUAUAGUCUGUGCACUGGGGUUGGUAGGAAACUCACUGGCUCUCUACCUGCUUCACUCACGUCACAGGCAGAAGCAAUCAUCCAUUAACUGCUUUGUGAUGGGACUGGCUAUCACAGAUCUGCAGUUUGUUCUGACUUUACCUUUCUGGGCGGUUGACACAGCCCUGGACUUCCGCUGGCCGUUUGGUCGUGUGAUGUGCAAAAUCAUCAGCUCUGUCACCACCAUGAACAUGUAUGCCAGUGUAUUCUUCCUCACAGCUAUGAGCGUGGCACGUUACUACUCUAUUGCAUCUGCCCUGAAGAUGCACAGCCGGAGAGCAGCAGCCACCAGGGCCAAGUGGACAAGUCUUGGCAUCUGGGCUAUCUCCCUGCUGGCAACUUUACCUCAUGCCAUCUACUCCACCAGCGCUGAGGUGUCAGAUGAGGAGCUUUGCCUGGUGCGCUUUCCAGACUCGGGCAGCUGGGAUCCACAGCUUCUUUUGGGUUUAUACCAGCUACAAAAGGUCCUGCUUGGUUUCCUAAUUCCUUUGAUUAUAAUUACAGUCUGCUAUCUUCUUCUUCUGCGUGUCGUCCUCAGCAGGCGCAUCGCAGGUGCAGCAGUCCCAGAAGUAAAGCAAGGCCGGCAAAGCCGCCGCUCCAAAGUGACCAAAUCUAUUGUCAUUGUGGUUUUGUCCUUUUUUCUGUGUUGGCUUCCCAAUCAGGCAUUGACACUCUGGGGGGUGCUCAUAAAGUUUGAUCUUGUUCCCUUCAGCAAGGCUUUCUACAAUGUACAGGCCUAUGCCUUCCCACUAACUGUGUGCCUGGCACACACCAACAGCUGCCUCAACCCUGUACUCUACUGCCUGAUUCGCCGGGAGUUUCGGGCAGGUCUCAAGGAACUUCUUAUCCACGCCACCCCAUCCUUCAGGAGCUUGACUCACCUGUUGCGUCGGAAAACCAAAGUGGCUGAAGCACCGCCUGUUUUGGUGCUGGUCCAAAUGGAUGUCUGACUGGGAUGAUGAUGGAACAGAAGGAGAAAAUAAUUAAGUAUACUGAUUGCAUUGAUCUGGGUAGAUUCCUAUCUGCCUUGCCAAAACAGAAAAUCAAAUUUUUUUCUGAUUGUUAAAACAACAUAAAUGGAGAGGGCAACAAUGUGGGAUUUGUCCAAGUUUCACUGUAUUAUUGAAGAUUCACUCUGCAGCAAAUCCUUUUGUUUACACAGUGGCUCUCUGUUUUAUUAUUCUUUGCGACAUCACUGCUCUCCAGUAACGUGUACUGUAAAUAGAAGAAGCACUCAGAGAAAAUAUAAGAAAAAAAAUGACAUUUUCUUGUGUCAUGGCAAAUUGCUGUGUUUGCUUUUUAUUGCUGUUGUGUACAAAUGUAAAAGAUUAAAUCUAUACAAAUGAUAAAACAGCUAAGUAAAUGUGUAGAAGUAUUAGAUAAAAAAAAGAAUGGCAAAGAUAUCCAUGUACUUCAUGUUUUUGGACUCAAAUGAUAGGAUAAAAAUUGUUUAGUGUAUUUAUUGAUGUAUUGUUGUCUUGGGGAAACAACAUCUUCUGGAAAAUGUAUGUAAAAAAGAAAGAAUGAGCACUUUAAUCCAUUUACUUUGCUGUUUGAAGGCAAGACCAAAUGAAAGGCCGGAGAUGAGAUAAUAUAACAUACAUAAAAUCUAUCCUUGAGGAAACCUUAGAUGACUGAAAGAGAUUUAAGUUUCUGUACAGCAAAUCUGUGCUCACUGUUCUCACUGAAGGUGCACAGAAAUUCUCAAAUCUGCAGUAUUUCGCACAGCUGCAGAUGGUUAGAUUGGACAUGAAUAAUUUAGAUUUGUAGAGCUUCUUCAAAACAGGCCAUUCAUUCAUAAAAAUGUGGUAUUUCAUGAGAAGCUCACCAACUGUCAAAUUACAUGUGUAUUGCAAAAGCACAGAAGAUGGUAUAAAAAUGUGCUUUUCAGUCAUUUCUCUGUAUUUAUGUUAUGUUUCCAUAAUCAUAAACUUUAAUCCAAGACUGCUUUCUAUUUUCAUUAAAAAAAUUGACUGACAAGAUACAAAUCAAAUGACUUUUAAAUUACAAGCUCUCAACCUGAUUUGGAAUAAUUGGGACAGAUGAAGUCAGAAUUCAGAGCACACACAUGGUGAGAUAAAUAAAGCACCAGCGAUGCAAGUGUUGUUGCAAGACAGUCCUGGCCGGAAGGCAUUGGACAAAAACCUUCUAGCUGCCGCUCUGAUCUUUUAUUAAUGAGAUUUAAUGCUCUCAUUCUGUAUUUGCGCAGCACCUUUUCAGUCAAUAACAGCAUCAGUGUUGUGCAAAUAAUCUAUGAAUGAAGAUGCUCACAUUCUUGCCGUUAACAGCAGCUGCAGGCUGAGUGAGGAGGAAGCUUUUCUUAUUCCAACUGGAUGAGUCGAAAUGAAAGGAUGAUUUGAUAUUCCUUCUGCUGCAAACCUUUUGUGACAGGGUGCUCAAAAUAUUUAAACAUAAAAACUAAAUGAAUAUUAUGCAGUGAUAUUUACAUGGUUUAAAAUGCUCUUUCAGAGAACUGUGCAAAUUUAAGGUUAUUUUGUACUCCUGUUAUACUUACCCAAUGUGUGUUGUCACUGUUGCACAGCCAAUGCACUUCUGGGAAACAACAACUUGAUAUGCUUUAUGAAAUAUUGUA
Molecule: messenger RNA, 3006 nt
Organism: Melanotaenia boesemani (Boeseman's rainbowfish)
Lineage: Eukaryota; Metazoa; Chordata; Actinopteri; Atheriniformes; Melanotaeniidae
Gene: rxfp3.2b
Product: relaxin family peptide receptor 3.2b
Exons: 1
Coding region: 164-1363 (399 amino acids)
Biological process (GO): G protein-coupled receptor signaling pathway; immune response
Cellular component (GO): membrane
Molecular function (GO): G protein-coupled receptor activity
Source: RefSeq, a predicted model, not a curated record